Molecule: messenger RNA, 216 nt
Organism: Penicillium longicatenatum
Lineage: Eukaryota; Fungi; Ascomycota; Eurotiomycetes; Eurotiales; Aspergillaceae
Exons: 3
Coding region: 1-216 (71 amino acids)
Source: RefSeq, a predicted model, not a curated record
AUGGAGACUGUUAAGAACGCCGCCAACUACGUCGCUGAGACUGUCCAGGGAACUGGUGCCACCGCUUCCAAGGAGGCCAACAAGAACGUCGCUAAGGACAACGAUGCCAACGUCACCACCCGUGCCUCGGCCGCCAAGGAUGCCAUCAGUGACAAGUUCGAUGAGUCCAAGCACGACACCAAGGCUGAUGUCCACAAGGAGGCUGCUAAGCACUAA